AUGUCUUAUGACUUCGACAAAAGUGGUAUACUGAUACUGACUAGUCGGUCCCUGGUAGGUACUACCGGCAUAUUGGUGCUGACCCAGUGCUACACUAGAAAUCGAUCUUGGACUCUGACAAGACGGUCCAGUUCCUCUAUGGAUUUUUUGGCUGGAGGUAUGACAUCCGCUAUGGUAAGGACGGUCGAUACUGCCCGGGCUUUUGAGUCAAGAGCUUAUUGCAAAUAUUCUGGAAGUGGUGGUAUCUUGUACUUAAACAGGAAACAGAAUCAGAGCUAA
Messenger RNA from Penicillium malachiteum, 279 nucleotides. RefSeq lists its product as uncharacterized. NCBI's taxonomy places the organism in Eukaryota, Fungi, Ascomycota, Eurotiomycetes, Eurotiales, Aspergillaceae. The transcript is spliced from 2 exons. The record is from RefSeq and is a predicted model, not a curated record. The coding region runs from base 1 to 279 and encodes 92 amino acids.